Messenger RNA from Lycium ferocissimum, 2074 nucleotides. RefSeq names its product integrin-linked protein kinase 1. NCBI's taxonomy places the organism in Eukaryota, Viridiplantae, Streptophyta, Magnoliopsida, Solanales, Solanaceae. Gene Ontology annotation, molecular function: protein binding; protein kinase activity; ATP binding. The record is from RefSeq and is a predicted model, not a curated record. The coding region runs from base 463 to 1848 and encodes 461 amino acids. Gene Ontology annotation, biological process: protein phosphorylation. The transcript has 12 exons.
AUACUCUCAAAUACAUCAUACUCUUUAUCCUCUAUAAAGCGCCCCCAUUUUAAUCAAAUUCUCAUUCUUGAAGUAGGCACUAUCUAUUAUUACUAUUAUCAUCUUUAUAUAAAAGUUAUGUUCAACUAUUAAAAUCUUCAAAAGUUUCUGUCUUUUGCCUUUUUCAGAACCUUUUUCUUUUUCUUUUUUCUGAUUGUUUCAAGAUUAUUCACCUCUUAUUCAAAAUUGUGUUAAAGCAAUAACUAUGUACCCUUUUGCUUAAUUUGGAUUCUUGAAAUGUUUUUAGUUUGAAGGAAUAAGUUUUGUUAACACCCUUUUGCAGAUUCUUGAUUCUUGAAAAGUUUGUCUUUUUCCUUGUUUUGAGAUUCUAAAGCUGUUUUAGUAGGCUUGUUAGGUAGAGUGGUUGUAGAUCUUAAAAGGGGUUUAAGCAAAUUAGUUGUUAUUUGGAAUCUUGAUCUUGAAAUGGAACCAGUAAGAUUCUUAUUGGGUAAACAAUCGUCGCUUGCACCAGAAAAGGUGGUUGAACCAGUGGAAAUAGAGAGUGAAGAUGGGGAAGAAGGGGAUGUUAUAGAUAUUGAUCCAAGGAUAAGGUUGAUGUAUUCGGCUAAUGAGGCUGAUAUAGAGGGGAUCAAGGAGCUUUUGGAAUCAGGGACUGAUGUAAACUUUCGAGACGAUGAUGAGAGGACUGCCCUACAUGUUGCUGCUUGUCAAGGUUAUAGUGAUGUUGUGCAGCUGUUGCUUGAUAAUGGGGCUCAUAUUGAUCCCAAAGAUCGCUGGGGAAGCACGCCUCUUGGAGAUGCAAUACAUUAUAAAAAUCAUCAUGUGAUCAAGCUACUGGAGGAACACGGUGCCAAGCCUCCUAUGGCUCCCAUGCAUGUCAAUAACAAACGUGAAGUUCCAGAAUAUGAGAUUGGUGCUAAAGAACUUGAUUUCACCAACAGCGUUGAAUUGACCAAGGGAACCUUUCAUAUUGCCUCAUGGCGUGGAAUACAAGUUGCUGUGAAAAAGUUUGGAGAUGAUGUGAUUGCUGAUGAGGAUAAAGUGAGGGCGUUCAGGGACGAGCUUGCACUGCUUCAGAAGAUAAGACAUCCAAAUGUCGUCCAAUUUCUUGGUGCUGUCACACAAAGUAGCCCGAUGAUGAUAGUGACAGAAUACUUACCAAAAGGUGACCUCCAUGCUUAUUUGAACAGUGAAGGACCUCUUAGACCAACAAAAGCUAUCAGAUUUGCAAUGGACAUCGCAAGGGGAUUGAACUAUCUACAUGAAAUUAGACCUGAAGCGAUUAUUCAUCGUGACCUUGAGCCUUCAAAUAUUUUGCGGGAUGAUACUGGACAUCUGAAAGUUGCUGAUUUUGGAGUCAGCAAGCUGUUGAAAGUUACCAACAGGGUCAAAGAAGAUAAGCCUCUGACAUGCGAUGACACAUCUUGCCGGUAUGUAGCUCCAGAGGUUUUCAAAAAUGAGGAAUACGAUACCAAAGUUGAUGUCUUCUCCUUUGCUUUAAUUUUGCAAGAGAUGAUUGAAGGCUGCCCCCCUUUCCGAGCAAAGAAAGAAAAUGAAGUACCUAAAUUCUAUGCUGCUAAGGAGCGCCCCCCUUUUAAAGCUCCAGGAAAGUUUUAUGCCCAUGGACUGAGGGAGCUGAUUGAAGAGUGUUGGAAUGAGAAGCCGGCCCUGCGUCCAACUUUCAAGCAAAUUAUCCCAAGGCUUGAGUCCAUUUAUAACAAAUUUGGCCACAAAAGGCGUUGGAAGGUGAGACCAUUGAAAUGUUUUCAAAAUUUCGAGGCCAUGUGGAAGAAAGACAACCCAAGUUUAAGUAGGAACGACUCAUCUCGGUCAGACAGAAGCAUCUAGCAAAUUGUGGAUAUUCCCAUCGUUCAUGUGCAUAUGUUUCCUUCUCAGAUUUCUGCCGCAGAUUUCAGUAGUAGGAAGUUGUAUCACUUUUUCUAGUAUUAGAUCAAUCUCUCCCUUUCAUUGAGGAUGUGCAAAACCAAUGGUCAUCCUUUUUUCGCUUUGCCUCUUGCUAUUGAGAUCUAUAUUGUUUUGUAGAUUAUAUUAGAUCAAAUGUUCAUGGUGCAAA